Molecule: messenger RNA, 3549 nt
Organism: Eurypyga helias (sunbittern)
Lineage: Eukaryota; Metazoa; Chordata; Aves; Eurypygiformes; Eurypygidae
Gene: NPC1
Product: Niemann-Pick disease, type C1
Exons: 22
Cellular component (GO): membrane
Molecular function (GO): lipid carrier activity
Source: RefSeq, a predicted model, not a curated record
UUAUCUCCUGUUGAUUAGGUACUUCCACAAUUUUGUGUCUGGUAUGGGGAAUGUGGAGUUGCUUCUGGAGACAAGAGAUACAACUGUGCAUAUGAUGGACCACCAAUAGCACUACCAGAGGAUGGCUAUGACUUAAUGCAGGAACUGUGUCCAGGUUUAUUCUUUGGCAAUGUUAGCACUUGCUGUGAUGUUCGUCAGCUUCAGACAUUGAAAACCAACUUGCAGCUGCCCCUGCAGUUUCUCUCCAGAUGUCCAUCGUGUUUUUACAACUUGAUAAACCUCUUCUGUGAACUGACUUGCAGUCCAAACCAGUCUGACUUUUUGAAUGUUACAAGCACCAUACCUUAUUAUGAUCCAGUUUUAAAGGAGAACAAAAGUAGCAUUACGGAGCUGCAGUACUUUAUUGGAGAACGUUUUGCAAGUGCAAUGUAUAAUGCCUGCAAAGAUGUGGAGGCUCCAUCAAGUAAUGUUAAAGCACUGGGGCUGCUGUGUGGGAAGGAUGUGAAGGACUGCAAUGCAACCAACUGGAUUGAGUACAUGUUUAAUAAAGACAAUGGACAAACUCCUUUCAGCAUUAUUCCUGUCUUUUCAGAUGUUCCUAUCCAUGGAAUGAGUCCUAUGAACAAUGCUACCAAAGGCUGUAACGAGUCUGUGGAUGAUUCAACAGCACCAUGUAGUUGUCAGGACUGUUCAAUUGUUUGCGGUCCAAAGCCUCAGCCCCCUCCAUUGCCUGCCCCUUGGCUUUUGUUUGGUUUGGAUGCUAUGUAUGUCAUCAUGUGGAUCUCCUACAUGGGAUUUCUGCUCACGUUUUUUGCACUAGUUUUUGGAGUAUGGUGUUACAGGAGGCGGCACUUUGUCUCAGAGUACACACCAAUUGACAGCAAUGUAGCCUUUUCUGUGAGUUCCCAUCGUGACAAUGGGAAAAUUACCUGUGGUGAAAGGUUUGGUGAAAGGUUUGAGAACGGCUUAAGGAUGACUUUCACAUCGUGGGGGGCUUUCUGUGUCAGAAAUCCACGUCCUGUUAUCCUCUUCUCGGUGGUUUUCAUUGCAAUGUGCUGCUCCGGCUUUGUCUAUGUUAAGGCUACUACAAACCCUGUGGACCUCUGGUCAGCCCCAAGUAGCCAAGCUCGCAAGGAGAAGGAGUACUUUGACACACACUUUGGGCCUUUCUUUCGUACCGAACAACUCAUUAUUCAAGCGCCGAACAGCCGUCCAGACACCUACUCACCUUACCCAUCGGGAGCAGAUGUACCUUUUGGGCCUCCACUUAGAAAAGAGAUUCUCCAUCAGGUGCUGGAUUUGCAGGAUGCUAUUGUCAACAUAACUGCAUCUUUUGACAAUGAGACUGUAAUGCUGAAAGACAUUUGCCUGGCUCCUCUUGCUCCCUACAACAACAACUGCACUAUACUGAGUGUACUCAACUACUUUCAGAACAGUCAUUCUGUACUAGAUCACACUAUCGGGGAUGAGUUCUUUGUCUAUGCUGACUACCACACUCACUUCCUAUACUGCGUGCGGGCUCCAGCAUCACUGAAUGACACAAGCUUGCUUCAUGAUCCCUGCUUAGGAACAUUUGGUGGACCUGUAUUUCCGUGGCUGGUGUUGGGAGGGUAUGAUGAUGAAAACUAUAAUAAUGCUACAGCUCUUGUUAUUACUUUUCCUGUCAACAACUACUACAAUGAUUCAAGAAAGCUAAUGAAGGCCUUGGCAUGGGAAAAAGAGUUUAUUAAUUUUUUGAAGAGCUAUGAUAAUCCAAACUUAACAAUAUCGUUUUCUGCGGAACGGAGUAUUGAAGACGAAAUCAAUCGUGAAAGCCAGAGUGAUGUUGGCACUGUGCUGAUAAGCUAUAUUGUAAUGUUUGUGUACAUCUCCAUAGCUUUGGGACAUAUCCAGAGCUGUGGAAGACUGCUGGUGGAUUCUAAGAUCUCCCUGGGCAUUGCAGGCAUCCUGAUUGUACUGAGCUCAGUGGCAUGUUCUGUAGGCAUUUUCAGCUACUUUGGAAUCCCACUGACACUAAUAGUGAUAGAAGUAAUUCCCUUCUUGGUGCUGGCUAUUGGGGUAGACAACAUUUUCAUCAUGGUCCAGACACUUCAGAGAGAUGAGCGCCUUCAGGGUGAAACCCUGGAUAAACAGAUUGGAAGAGUCUUGGGAGAUGUGGCACCCAGUAUGUUUCUCUCAUCUUUUUCGGAGACUGUGGCAUUCUUUCUUGGGACACUGUCUACGAUGCCAGCGGUUCGCACAUUCUCCCUGUUUGCUGGAAUGGCUGUGCUCAUAGACUUUAUUCUUCAAGUCACUUGCUUCGUAAGUCUCCUGGGCUUGGAUAUUAAGCGUCAAGAGAGGAAUAGACUGGAUAUUCUGUGUUGCAUCAAAAGCAAUGAAGAAGUUGGAGUCCAGCGUUCAGAGAGCAUCUUAUUUCUGUUCUUCAAAAAUCUGUUUGCUCCGUAUCUGCUUAAGGACUGGAUGAGACCCAUAGUGAUAGCGAUGUUUGUGGGUGUCCUGUCGUUCAGUACAGCGGUCAUACACAACGUAGAGAUUGGACUGGAUCAGUCUCUCUCGAUGCCAGAUGACUCCUAUGUGAUGGAUUAUUUCGGCCACCUCAGCAAGUACCUGCAUGCAGGUCCUCCUGUCUACUUCGUCCUAGAAGAAGGGCACAACUACACCUCUCUGGAAGGGCAGAACAUGGUGUGUGGUGGAAUGGGAUGUAAUAAUGAUUCACUUGUCCAGCAAGUCUUCAAUGCUGCGGAAAUUGGUAGCUACACAAGGAUAGGCUAUGCCCCGUCAUCCUGGAUCGAUGACUACUUUGACUGGGUGAAGCCGCAGUCUUCCUGUUGCCGAGUCUACAAUACCACUGGCCAGUUUUGCAAUGCUUCAGUCACCGAUCCAUCCUGCACUCGUUGUCGACCGCUGACUCAAGAAGGCAAGCAGAGACCGCAGGGCAAAGACUUCAUGACGUUUCUGCCAAUGUUCCUGUCGGACAACCCUAAUCCUAAAUGCGGCAAGGGAGGCCAUGCUGCAUAUAACUCUGCUGUCAACUUUAUAAACAACAAAUCUGAUGUUGGAGCUACGUAUUUUAUGACUUACCAUACUGUACUGAAAACAUCAUCCGAUUUUAUUGAUGCCAUGAAGAAAGCUCGGGAUAUAGCGGAUAACAUCACUGAAACCAUGGGCAUCAAAGAGAAGAACUACCGGGUGUUUCCUUACAGUGUGUUUUAUGUCUUCUAUGAACAAUACUUGACCAUUGUGCAUGAUGCCAUCUUUAACCUCUGCAUCUCCUUGGGAUCAAUAUUUCUGGUGACAACUGUGCUGCUUGGUUUUGAAGUGUGGGCGGCUGUUGUAGUGUCAGUAACUAUCGCUAUGAUCAUCAUCAACAUGUUUGGAGUGAUGUGGCUCUGGGGCAUCAGCUUGAAUGCGGUUUCGUUAGUGAAUCUUGUCAUGAGUUGUGGUAUUGCUGUGGAAUUCUGUAGUCACGUGACGAGAGCGUUCACGGUCAGCACGAAGGGCAGUCGAGUAGAGCGUGCAGAAGAAGCUCUGUCUCACAUGGGCAGUUCG